CCACCCCCGGGGACACGCUUCUGCCGUGUCAGCAUCCAGAACCUUCUGCACAUUGUGUCCCCAACAAUGGCACUGUCCCCAUGGAGGGACAGAGGGACACGGAGGGACAGAGGGACACAGAGGGACAACGGGUGCUGAAGGUGGGUAAGUGGCCCAGGGUGGGUGUCCCGGGGGGGGUCAGUCCCGAAUGUCCCUCCAGGUGACACCCCCGGGUACCCCCAUACCCUGAAGGUGCCACCCUGGCUACCAGUGACAGCCCCAAAUGUGUCCCCACGGGUGUCCCCUGCACCCCCCCAGAGAUGUCCCCAUGGGUGUCCCCCAUGCCCCCUGGGAAUACCACCCUCACAGAUGCCAGUGUCCCCCGGAGAUAUCCUCAUGGGUGUCCCUUUGAGAUGCCACCCCCGGGUCCCCCAAUGUCCCCAUGGGUGUCCCCCCUGUCCCUCAGAGAUGUCCCCAUGGACAUGUCCCUUGGAGAUGUCCCCAUGAGUGCCCCUGGGUUCCCCGUGUCCCCACGGGUGUCCCCGGCAUCCCCUGGUGCUGGAAUGGCCAGGUCCCCCCAUGUCCCUUGGAGAUGUCCCCAUGUGUGUCCCCUGGGUUCCCCCAUGUCCCCAUGGUGCAUCCGCUGGUGCUGCCACCCUGGGUACCCCCAUGUCCCCCAGAAAUGUCCCCAUGGGUGUCCCCUGGUGCUCCCCCCCCGGGUGCCCCCAUGUCCCCUGGCAAUGUCCCCGCGGUGUCCCCGCGCAGGGCGAUGCCAGCGGGGGGGGGGGCUGCUCUGCGGGGCCAGCGGCCUGGGGCUGCUCCUGGCGGCCACCGCCACCAGCUCGUGGCUGCAGCGCCGGGUCCCCGGUGGCAGCGCCAGCAUCGGGCUGUGGCACGUCUGCGGCGGGGGACACUGCGGCCCCCACCCCAGCACCCCGGCGCUAUGGGAGGCCACGCGGGUGCUGAUGCUGCUCUCAGUGCUCAUGGCCACUGCCGGCCUCGCCGUGGGGCUCUGCGCUGCGGCCGGCACUGCCUGGCGGGUGCGUGUCCGUGCGGCUGGUGUCACCCUGUUCCUGGCUGGGCUGCUGGCGCUGCUGGGGCUGGGGCUGUACACGGCCGGCACCCCGAGCCUGCUGGGGCCGGCCCGCGCUGCCUGGCGCUUCUCCUGGUCCUACAUCCUGGGCUGGGUCGCUGCCGUCCUCAUCAGCUCCGCAGGGCUUUUCCACCUCUGCGCCGCUGCCAAGGACCCGUCUCCAGAGAGCUCCGAAGUGACGGGUUCCUGAGGGGCACCAAGUACUUCGGGGGGACCCCGCGCCCAGCCUUGCCCCCCCUACUCCCCACAGGAGCCGGGUGGGGGCACCCCGCUGUGCGGGUCACUGCUGUGCUGAGUUGUGUCUGGUCACUGCUGUGCUGAGCUCCCCCCAAACCCCCGUUUUGCCCCUAUUUUUGCUGUGUCAAUAAACUGCCCCCGCCAGCCCCC
Strigops habroptila (Kakapo) is the source of this 1459-nucleotide messenger RNA. RefSeq lists its product as uncharacterized. Gene Ontology annotation, cellular component: plasma membrane. The record is from RefSeq and is a predicted model, not a curated record. The transcript is spliced from 4 exons. NCBI's taxonomy places the organism in Eukaryota, Metazoa, Chordata, Aves, Psittaciformes, Psittacidae. Bases 300 to 1262 code for a protein of 320 amino acids.